AAUUUUUAUUGCGCUGGGUCAGUCUAAACUGUUUAUUUUCUGGGCUAGGACUUGGGAACUACGCGUCAAAAUAGUGCUGGAUUAACCUUUCACAGUUAGACGUCCUUGAAGUUGAAGUAAAAUAAUGCAAGGAAUCUACACGUUAGCGAGGAAUCGAUUUAAAUUAACCUGCAUCCAGAGAAUUCAAAAUCUAUUACAUUAUAAUUAUAUUCGGAAUGAUAUUUCACUAAUUUGCGGAAUGAUUAUUGUAAAUGAAUUCGAUUGUUGGGAUGAACGCUAUCCGGAAACACGCAUAUUUGGUUCUGUUAUGUGUUGUGCUAUUACUCUGAACAAUCUAUCGAAUUGUUUCUCUAACAUAGCGUCGCAAAAACAAUCGCAUCAUCCGCCUCUCAUCUUGCAUGAUACAUUGAAUACACAAACGAAUAAUCGACCACUGCAACUGGUCAAAACAUUCAACGACGGCAAUCGGCGCAGCAACGAUUUGAACACUUUAGCAGUUUAGCCCAUCGGCGAUGAACAUUGUUACAUCAACCGUUAACGAUUUGUUUAGUACAGUAGCUCUGACGCAAAAGUUCCGGCUAAAUCUGGCAUGUUGCUCAUACUUGUAAUGUUCGUGACUUGUAUCUAGCAGAUAUUAAAACACGUUGUUUAACCUGGUCUAUCCAAAAUUACUUUGAGGCUAUACAGCUACAUUUCUUUUCCAAGGUCUACAAGACGGGAGUUACAUCUCGUUAUUCAAGUCCAAUAUUAUACCGCCCCAUUUGUAUGUGUAUUCUAUUCUUUAACGCGUUCAUAUUCGGGCCUCUAUUAGCUACGUCAACAGGAAGGAAGUCCGUUACGCAAGUCGGUUACACGAAACGAGAAGAAGUGAUGUUGUUAUACGACUGAGUUGCAUCACAGUAUUCAUACUCUAGCAAAAUGGUCCGUGUUUCAUAUUGUUCUUACCGCUAACAAGUAUUUGAUUAGACACUUCUCUCAUAACGGCCUUUUCGUAAGCGUUAAAUUCGCUUUGACUCAUAAAACCACCAUUGAGAAAGCAUAUUAUACUGUCUGAUUCGCAAGACGUCUGUUUAGCGACCAUUCGAUUCACUUUGAUUUACACAACGGCCGUUUAUUAAGCAUUUAAAUCACAGUACGACUGUUAACAGAGAGCAUUCUAAUUCUCAUCAUCGUGUUCGGUUAACGUCGUAUAGAAGUUGUCAAAUCUGCUUGCUGAAAAAUUUUCAUUUUGCCUAGAUCUAUAGCCAUUUUAUCAAACGUCUAGCUAUGAAGCCUUUGAAUGUCCAUUAUUAAACCGAGUCAUCUUUCACAAUUUGUAACGAAAACGGCAGAUAUAUCAUCUUCUGUCAAUUAAAUGAAACUCGUAUAUUUUAAGUCACAAACUCAUGAAAACGUUUACGAACAUCUUACUGAUAUCUGAUUCCAUUUCUUUCAUUCUUUCUUGUAAAAUAUGCUCUUUGUUCCAGAGUGUUUCUGUUGUCCAUCUUGAAUCUUCUUCAUGUUAGGCUUUAACGCUGUUGUUUGAUGCUUAGAGUUCUUCGGAAGAAUUUUUUCGCGUAUUUAUUCUCAAUAAUUUCUCUGUUUCGAGGUAAAUUUCUUCGGUGAUCAUCAGAUUUUUAUUUGAAUCAACUACAUGCAGGAAUGACUCAGGUUACUAACACAACAGGUACGAAGCUGGGCAUUCCAGAAAAUGCACUGUGCAACUUCAGGUGCCAAUAUGUCGUGGAAAAUAUUGGUAAGAAUGUGAUGCAACUGGUCAUCCAGUGGUUGGGGGGAAUUGAAAAUAUGAAUAUUAAAGAGAGACUCGAACGAUGUCCUGGAUUCACAGACAAGAAAUAUAGGCGCGAGUUCAACGAAGAGCAGAGAUCUAAAAUCGACAAAAAUGCAGACCUGAGUGGAUAUGACAUCACUCUUUGCUAUAAGCUGGCGCAGAGGAUUUGUGGUUUGAGCUCAAUCUCCGAUCGCAUGUGGAAUUCUGAUAGUUCCUCAUGUCCUUCUUUGGAAUUCAAACUCCAGUCUUUAAAAUCAAUCCGCAACGCCCUUGCUCAUGGGGGCAAAAUCUUUCCAGAAGAGUCACGAAUGACGAUCGAAAGCUUGAGCAAUACUUUUACUGAGAUUCUGUACGACGCGGGAGCACGAGCUUCCAUUGAUAAAGCUGUGAUAGAUGAAAAGAUUCGUGAGGUCAAAACGCAUAUUCAAGUUAUUUGCGGAAAAAUUCGGGAACCUCUCAAUCCAAACGACAGAGAACAUUUCCAGCGCCUGCAAGAUGAAGCAAGACUAUUCCAGUCACAGUUAAAAGUAGAAUUUCUGAAGCAAAGCUACAAAGAAAUUAAUGAUCUGUUCCAAAAGCUAUACAAAAUUGAACCAGCACCGUGGGCUCUUCAUCAACAGUACGAAGCGAGCCCAACUCAGGUGUUUGUGAGGGUUAAAGUUAGAGAAGACAAAGUGUUAUCAUCUAAAAAAGGGUUGCAUCAAACUCCAGAAGUACCUUGUGAUCAAAUCUUAGAAAUAAAAAAUCACGCAUCUGUGCUACCAGAUGUAAUUAUCCUAAGCGGAGAAGGAGGUAAAGGAAAAACUUCCCUCAUUAAGUACUUUUUGGAAGAGUACUUGAAGGGACCAGCAUGUGCGGUGCAAAGACUCGCUGAAACCGAGCUUGUGCUGUAUGUUGAAGCUAGAAAUGAUCAAAUUAAGUCAUUCAAUGAUUUGUUGAUACGCACUAUCCCAUCCACAUAUUUAAAUUUGACCGUAGCUUGCGACCAUCUUACGGACAUACUUAUGGGUGUUAACAAGCUGUUUCUGAUCGAUGGUUUUGACGAACACAAUCCUAUUUCGCGCAAUUUGGUGAAGGAGCUUGUAAAUCUUCCGGGCAAAAAUCGUUAUAUCAUCACAACCAGACCUACAUCGGUCGAAGACGUGAACAUGCUUCUUCCAGAUUCGAAAUCCAAACUCAACUUGCUGCUCCAAGGAAUCCCGGAAGAUCAACACGAGAACUUUGUACUAAAAUUGUUCAGAUCUCUUAUUGAGGAUGAAGAUAAAAUAAUCGAGUCCACCAAGGAACUCAUGAAGUGCUUACGACGAUUGAAGCAAACGCUGGGAGAGCAACUAAACACACCACUCAAUCUUGCACUGAUUGUGCUGCUCUACUCUGUUGCUCCCGAGACUGUGAGGAAUCUAUCCAGCUCAUUCGACCUCUACCAUGAACUUAGGUCGAUGAUGACCGAUAAAUUGGUUUUCCGCUUAGUCACUUGCACUGAUCUCACAGAGUCACCUGUCAAUAAGAAAUGCAAGCGCUUCUUGCGUUUCUUUGACCAAACAUCAUUCAGAGCUUUCUGUCGCAAAGAAUAUGAGUUGCGCGACAACACAAAGGAAAAGUUUGAGUGCGUUUGUGAGGAACUGAAUCUACCUGAUGAUCUUGUUUUAUCCUCAUACCUCAACACAAAGAGAUCUCUUCGGGGCAUUGGAUCACAGAAAGUUUAUACCUAUCAGCAUCUCAUGAUGCUCGAGUUUGCCGCUGGAUGUCAUUUAGCUAGAGAAGUCAUACAGUAUGUGGAGAGCUUGCAAUUGACAAUUCCGGAAAACGCAAUCCAAUCUAACACUGACCGCACCCAUCUCACCGACGACGAAACAGAUCAGGACGAAUGUAUCAAAUCGCCUCCGAAAGAGGAAAACAAAAUGUCUGAAUUUUCUGGACUCUCUCCGGAGAAGGCAACAAAGACAGGCGACUCAGUCUUCAAACCUCGACGCAGAAAACUUUCUGUAAGCAACAACAUAAUAUGGAAAGUAAUUCAAAAAGAAUACCCGAUAAUCUCAAGCUGGAAUGAAAAUCAACGUGAAGAUUUCAUCAGCCGUGCUCAAAACGUGUUAAUGUUCAUGACCGGUGCCAUCAGAGCGACAAAUAAAGAACAUCUCGUCUCGAUUGCCAGCGACAUUGUUCAGCUUGUGGACGACGAAGAAACCACAAACGGCCAACCAUACACUGAUAUUCUCAUGAAACUUGUGGCAGAAUCCGGAAACGACGAACACAUCAUAAAAUUCGUCGCAGUUGAAGUAAAUCAAUUAACAAAGAAAAAGUUCUGCAUAGUAAAGGAGAACAGCCUGGGAAUCUUUCACCAAAUAUUACGGGUCACUUGCCCUGAGAUGAUUGCCAUUGACAUCUGCACCGACCCGCAAUUGGUUUUUGAGCUUAAUGAAGUGCUUCAAACCAUCUCUAAGCAAAUGGUUAAGAAGCUGUCGCUUGUCUUCAGACACAUGUAUCAUGAUGGGCAUCCCGGCGACUGUGCCCCUUUUCUUGUCCCUCUAAACGGCAGCACUACUUGCGAACUUGCUGAAUUCUGGGGUGCACUAAGCAACGAGGGUCUCGACAUCCUUCCAGAAUGCUUGGGGGUCAUGAACUUGAGAUUACCCCCUGAACAAAUUGGCUACCUCAACCAAUCCCUAGAUCGACUUCAGCUGUGGAGUUUAGGCACGGUAGUGAACCUCAGUCACCGGCCUGAUCCCACCACAAUCGAAGCCGUACGGUUCAAAGGACCCCGCCUUGUGCUCCUCAUAUCGGCAGUUUUGCGCGACUGUGCCGACGACAUCGAGUGGGCGUUAGAUGCUCUCGAAAACUUGUGCCCUGAAGAUAGAAACAAGCAAGUUACCAUCUUUGGUUAUUGGGAUACCAAAUUGACGUACACAGGCGCUGUGCUGCUGCUCGAAGGCCUGCAUAGGCGCGGCUUCGUUGCGUUAGACUUCGUGGUGAUGAGAUCGACUGAACUUAUUCAACAGGCCCAGCAGGACGAACUCACCAACUUGGCUCAUAGUCUGGGACAGAAAAAGUUUUUGAUCAUCAAGGACCCGUGAACACCUCGCUAGGGAUGGUUGGAAGUAAACUUGAUUUUGUACC
Messenger RNA from Hyalella azteca, 4885 nucleotides. RefSeq lists its product as uncharacterized. NCBI's taxonomy places the organism in Eukaryota, Metazoa, Arthropoda, Malacostraca, Amphipoda, Hyalellidae. The transcript is spliced from 4 exons. The record is from RefSeq and is a predicted model, not a curated record. The coding region runs from base 1642 to 4842 and encodes 1066 amino acids.